UCACCUGAGGUCACCUAAGCUCUGGAUCAGCCUACUGGUAUGGCAUGCUUAGAUGGGCAGAGAAGAGUGAUUAAGACAGGCUGGCAAAGAUUAAGCCCAAGGGUAUUUGCCAAGUCCACAGAUCCUCUAUGGUAACUGAACAGAUCUAUAAGCUCCUUUCAUCCUUCUAUCCUGCCUAUAGACUUUCUCUCAGUAUUAAAAUGUUCUCUCAGUAUUAAAAUUUCAGAGCUUGCCAUCUUGUUCGCAUAGAGCAGGGAUCAUCCACCCUUUUUUUCCACCCUCCAUUUACCUGAUAGUCUGGCCAAUCAGUAGCACUAAUGUUGAGCUCAUUACCUGGGAGAAAAGAAAACCAAAUGGAUUCAAGGUCCAGAUUUGGCAUAGGGAGGCUGUGCCGACACAAGAUGUGUCCCUACCCUAAGUGGUAUCCUGGCAAGCCUGAAGGUGCUUGAAGCUGUUUUUUUAAGAGCAGAAUUCCUUAAGAAAAUCAUAGGCACUUUUAAUACUAGUAUUUUUUUUUUGCUCUCUCCACCAGCUCCAGUGCUCAUCAGCUCUAUCACAGAAUUUGUCAAACCCACCCAAACCUUCAGUGUGCUCCACCAUCUCCCCCGGAGCUCCAGCCAGCGCCUGGUUCCUCUCUUCCGCCCCGUCGAGUGUCUCCAGAGACAUGAAUUUGGCCGUGUCCAAACCCGAGGUGAAGGCCAGCCGGUACAUGUGCGGCGGGACCGUGUCUGCCACACUGCCGCGUGACGGUCCGCCAAAGUUCAAGCAGAGGUCCACCCGUCAGUUCAAGAGCAAGCCCCCGAAGAGGGGCGUCCUGGGAUUCGGCAAUGAUAUCCCUGGGAUGGAAGGCUUAGGAAUGGACAUCAUGGUCAUCUGCCCCUGGGAAGCUUACAGCCACCUGGAAUUCCAUGAACUGGCUCAGUAUGGUAUAAUCUGAGACCUC
Molecule: messenger RNA, 943 nt
Organism: Conger conger (European conger)
Lineage: Eukaryota; Metazoa; Chordata; Actinopteri; Anguilliformes; Congridae
Product: retinal rod rhodopsin-sensitive cGMP 3',5'-cyclic phosphodiesterase subunit gamma-like
Exons: 3
Coding region: 665-937 (90 amino acids)
Biological process (GO): positive regulation of epidermal growth factor receptor signaling pathway; visual perception; positive regulation of G protein-coupled receptor signaling pathway
Cellular component (GO): photoreceptor outer segment membrane
Molecular function (GO): 3',5'-cyclic-nucleotide phosphodiesterase activity; cGMP binding
Source: RefSeq, a predicted model, not a curated record